Molecule: messenger RNA, 231 nt
Organism: Microthlaspi erraticum
Lineage: Eukaryota; Viridiplantae; Streptophyta; Magnoliopsida; Brassicales; Brassicaceae
Source: the annotation of a GenBank genome assembly
AUGGAGGAUAUUAUAGAGGACUAUGAAAAGAAGAAGAAGGAGUAUGAGGCUGCCUUGGCUAACAUUGUAGAGAUUGAUAACAAACUCGAUCGUCUCACUGAAGAAUUGGAAAAGGAGAAAGAGAAUUUGAAGCGUUUAAAGGAGGAAUUGGAUGAGAUUGCGAAAAACUUCCAUGUUGUGAAAGCUGACAUUUUGAAGGAAAUUGCUGAAAAGAAAAGCAAGGAGAAGUAA